Molecule: messenger RNA, 2477 nt
Organism: Ornithodoros turicata
Lineage: Eukaryota; Metazoa; Arthropoda; Arachnida; Ixodida; Argasidae
Product: beta-1,4-glucuronyltransferase 1-like
Exons: 4
Coding region: 453-1838 (461 amino acids)
Biological process (GO): protein O-linked glycosylation via mannose
Cellular component (GO): Golgi apparatus
Molecular function (GO): glucuronosyltransferase activity
Source: RefSeq, a predicted model, not a curated record
AAAGAACUGGAUCUACUCGCACUUCCAGUACAUUGUACGAUUUUACUGCGUGGCACGCUAACUUUGAGGCCGAAUACAGGAACGUGCUACCGUUUCCCAGUUCACGAAUAAACGGUUUAUCUUGCAGCGCCACUCCAGCUAAGUUAUUGUUUCGAUUGCUCAUGCUACAAUGCGGGCUCGGAAGCGAUUCCGAAACGAUUCCGCGGAACGAUCCCUCGCAACAGGACUGAAGGCUGUAAUGAAUGUUGCAUGCACUGUGGAGGCAGCUCUCGCGGUUCAAGCAAACCGCAUUGGUUCCGUGGAACAACGGUAUAGUAUUAAUCCAUUUCCUGAAGGGUGUUACGUGCCAUGUGCGUCGAAAGUGAUUGGAUAGACACAACACGGUGUAACAGGGUUCCGCGCGCCCAGCGGUGAAUCCUCGGGGGGUCACGUUGGUGUUCAUUCUAGGGAAGAUGAGGUCUGUUUUGCCAAGAAAGGCUGACGUCAUGGUUGGCUUCGUGCGUCGUCGUCGGGCCUACUUAUGGGCUGCCUUCUUCGGCAUCAUGUCGGGAUUCAUCUUUCUGGCCUGCUACACCAUUACAUCCCGACACGUAUGGUACGAACUAAGACCGCAGGCAGCGAUGGUGUCGCCACCCGCUCUCCCUCCCGCUGAACCAUCGAACAAGAGAAGGGAGACUCCUUCAUCCUCGACCUCUUCCGCAAGUUCGAUAUGCACCAUCCACCAGGCUCUCACCGGUCUCGAGCUUCGUCUCAGCCUCAACGACUCUCAUCUCGACCGCCGAAAGCUCUACAGAAUUCACGAGAACGUCAUCCUCGCAAAGAAGUCUAUAGCGCAAGAACACAACGUGGUAUGUCUAUCCAGUAUAGCGUCUUUAUCGCAUCUACACUGGCUGCCCGAGCUGGCAGAACACUGGACGGGACCUGCCUCCGUUUCCGUCUUCGUGCAUGGUCACGCGUUGGAGUUUGUGAUAGUGUACAUCUCUUUCCUGAGAUCGUGCUUCCCAACGAUCAGGGACAACUUUACAUUUCAUCUAGUCUUCCCGGCGGACCACAACGAAAGUUUGACCAUCGUGAACGAUGAUCUGCCGAGAAUUCUUCAGCACGAUUCCGACGUGCCGCUCUUCUGCUCUUCUUACAAGGACCUCUCUUCCUACUUUACGGGACUCUUAAAAAAGUUUGGGGAUACGAGGACAAUGUUUCCCCAGAAUCAUCUGAGGAACGUUGCCCGAGAGGGAUGCUCCGCGAGUCAGUUCUACUACAUGAUUGAUGUGGACGCGAUGCCACAGUAUGGUCUCUACGAGCGACUGCUAGAGUUCUUGCCAAGGCGUCAGCCGUGUGAUAAGUGUUUGUACGUCGUGCCAGCUUUUGAAGGUAACGUGCAAGUGAGCCAUCCGCGUACAAAGAAGGAGCUCUUGGCACGGUAUGGAAAGAAAAAACACUUCCGCGUGUAUCAUGUGAUUGCCUUCUGGAAGAAUCAAGGGGCCACCAACAUCACAAGGUGGAUGUCCCUCCCUGACGAAGAGGAAUUGAAGCCAGCGUACGAGGCCAAUUUCAAAUUCGGCUACGAGUGCUUCUAUGUCGGACCGCAUACUGUACCCAAGUACAGGGAAAGGUUCAUUGGCUACGGGUUCACAAGAAAUGUGCAGACGCUGGAGUCUUACCUGGCCGGAUACAAGUUCCUCGUGCUCAACAACGCUUUUAUGAUUCAUCGUGGCCUCCGGAAUAGGACAAGAAACGAACCCUUCAGGGAGAAGGAAAAGACGCACAAUUACAAAACGUUUCUCGCAUUCAGAGGGACUUUGCAGAAGACGUACGGCAGAGGAAAAGAAUUCACGUGAUAUCCGAAGCUUUGUUUAUGGAUAUUUGAAUUGAGGAAGGGAAGAGGAGGUAUAGGAAGGAACAAAUGUGUCUUUUCGCGAGAUGUUCGAACCCGAACAGAGGUUUUUCUUCGAGUUUUUUUUAAACAGUUUUCUUCUAAACCUUUAAAAGCAAAACGUCGAAAAGGAAAAGAAAACAAGGUUAAGGUACUUUAUAGUAGAACACCAUGUUGGCAUAAUGUGACGAAACCAUUAUAUAGGUUUAAUACUUAGACGGAGGAGUUUUAUUUGCGGAACUGAGGGAUCAUGAAAGCGUUCCAUAUGUUAUUUCACGUGUGUUGUUUCCUAGGAGUGAAUGUAUAGUUUGGGGUUUAUUUAUAGUUUAUGAAAGAGUUCAUAUGACGUACCUCGAGGUGCAUGGACGCGCCUAGUGGCGGAGUUUUAUGUUCGCAUGUAAGUUAUUUCGUUGUAUUUCUGUGUGAUAGUGAAUGUCCACUUAAAGAUUAAGCCAAAGAGUUUCAGUAUACCAUAGUUCAUUCAAUCGAUCGCCACUUCAUGAAUCGGAGCGUGAAUAUACCAACAGAUCCUGGUUGUUAUAAUUAUCUUCGUUGUCUUUCUAUGCGGACGUAUGGUUGAUGAUAAAGCCACUCUAAAUCAUCA